GUACAAGCCAGAUAAAAGUUACUACAUAGACGAAGGUUAACGCGUAACGACUAACCGGGAAACAAGCGGACGUGUUUUAUAUUAUCGCAGCCCCAUGCUUCCCUCACCAGUCUUAUCCAACCGACGAGGAGCCUCCCAACACCUUCGCACAUCCUCCUUGUCCAACUUUAGACGAACUCUGAGCCUCCUACGUGCACGAUCAAGAUUCACGAACCUAAGCUUCACCAUUCUCGCAGGAUGCUUCUGUGUUUCAUUUUUAUACAACCUCGCUUUCAUAUUCUCCCCUUUUUCGCCUACACUCGUAGCAUACACACCUCCUCAAAGUAUCCUCUCGACCAUAGCUCGUAAUGCAAGCCUAGAAAACCUUUCUCAUCUUGUCAUCGUUCCAGGUCACGCAAUUUGGACUGGUACGCAGCCCGAUCAGGCGUUAGAUGCGGACCGGUGGACGUUAGAGGAAUAUCAGAGGGGAGGAGGUAGUUACAGGAUUUCUGCGUUCGUAGAACACAUCAGACGAGGAGUAGAAAUAACACUCAAAGAUGAUUCAUCCCUACUCAUUUUCAGCGGUGGUCAAACUAGACUGCAGUCGACUACGACAGAAGCAGAAUCUUACAUGCGUUUGGCAACAAGUCUAGGGCUGUUCUACUCUGACUCAGAACAAACAUCACACGAGCCACAUUUCCCUCGUGCGACAACAGAGACCUACGCUCUUGAUUCAUACCAAAACUUCUUAUUUUCGCUGGCUCGUUUUCACGAAAUAACAGGACGGUAUCCCUCAAAAAUCACGAUCGUUGGCUACGAAAUGAAGCGCCGUCGUUUCGAAGAGCUUCACCGCACAGCCCUUCGAUUCCCCGCUCAUCAUUUCGAAUACAUCGGAAUCGACCCUUCCGCUAACGAGGAGUCUGCUCGUCUCGGCGAAGUUAAGAACGGAUACGCUCCGUAUAAGCUUGACUUGUAUGGGUGCCAUGAUUUUUUGCUCGCUAAGCGGCGGGCGCGGAAUCCCUUUUUACGAUUCCAUUCCUAUCAUGCAUCGGCACCCGAAUUGAGGGGUUUGUUAGAGUGGUGUCCUGAUGAUCCGAGUUUGGUGUAUAAUGGGCCAUUACCUUGGGACGUUUAUGAAUGAGAUGUCAUUCUACAAUUUUGAAGCUCGAGACACUGGGUCUAUUUUGCGAGGAUUGCUAAUUAACUCGCGCGCGAAAUUUUUGUUGGAGUCCAUCACCAUUAAGCGAAUGCAGUUUACACUCAGGGGACGUCGUCCCUGCAAUGCUGGACAACAAUGAUACUUCGAU
Messenger RNA from Suillus bovinus, 1286 nucleotides. RefSeq lists its product as uncharacterized. Gene Ontology annotation, cellular component: cytoplasm. Bases 95 to 1120 code for a protein of 341 amino acids. Lineage: Eukaryota; Fungi; Basidiomycota; Agaricomycetes; Boletales; Suillaceae. The transcript has 4 exons. The record is from RefSeq and is a predicted model, not a curated record.